AUGCUUGACCGAGCAGAGACACUCCUCCAUGAUCACUAUGCUGGGAAGGAUUACUGGGAUACGCGGCGCAUGGUUUUUGCCAAGCACCUUCGUCUCAUAGCAGAUGACUUCCGAGCAAAGUACCUGAACUCUACAGAUGACAGAGACCAUACCAUUACAGUGAGAUGGACUCGCAUGAAAGCCAAGCUGGGCUCAGCUAAAGGUGGUUCAUAUCUGGGAGUCCACCUGCGCAGGAAGGACUUUGUCUGGGGUCACAGAGAGGAUGUACCCAGCCUUAAGGGGGCAGCCAAAAAAGUGCGGAGCUUAAUGAAGAAGCACAAACUCGACCACGUGUUUGUAGCGACAGAUGCCGAUGGGGAAGAACUGAGGGAGCUGAAAAGGUUGUUGCCAGACAUGGUGCGCUUUGAGCCGUCCAUAGAGGACCUGGAGCUCCUUAAAGAUGGAGGGGUGGCCAUCAUUGACCAGUGGAUAUGUGCUCAUGCAAGAUUCUUCAUAGGAACAUCAGUGUCCACCUUCUCUUUCCGAAUCCAUGAAGAGAGGGAGAUCCUGGGCUUUGACCCCAAAACUACAUACAAUCGUUUCUGUGGGGACUCCGAAAAACAAUGUGAACAGCCCACACACUGGAAAAUAGUGUAUUGAUGAUAUUGACUUUCUUGACACACAAGUGCCAACAGCAGUGUUAAAAGUUAGAUGUGUUUGUAUGGAAUAUACAGGAUAUUUUAACUGUUCUUUGGUGUAUUUUUUACUUUUAUGGUUUCAGAGUUGUGCAAUCAGGUCUAUAGUGACCACUGUGACUGAACAUUAUGCUCAAAAGGCCAAGAUUGGGCUGCCAAACAUGUAUUACCGUUGCAUUCAACAACUAAAUCUGCAAAUAUUUUGUAAGUUAUAUGUUAAAUGUGGAUCCUUCAUGACGGCCUGGUAUUUCACAUAAUUUCUGAUAUUUAUUACUAACACCAGCACCCCUGGUGAGGAAAAGUGUCUUAUAGUGACUGCAACAGACAGUGUUGUGUGGAAGUAUUCUCAGUUUAAUAUUUUGUGAGAUUCAAAGAUGUUGAGUAUCUAAACUUUAACUAUUCUAUUUUUAAAAUUUACUAUUUGUUUUUUCACAAAUAGCACCACAUAAGAGCAUUCAGGGAUCACAAACAUAGUAUGAAGAUUAUGCAUUUCUAAUUAAAGACACCCUGUUGAGUUAAGUAAAGAAGUAUUUGCAUUCAGUGUAUCUUACCAAAAAGCAUUGUGUAACAAACAACGUUGGAUGCAUUUUGCUAAAUGUUUUUUUUUUGAAGUACUUUGAAACUUGCAAUGUCUUCUUCUUCACUGCCUUUAGCACAUAGCCUCAUUUUUAAUGCGUUACUUCCACCAACUGUUUAUCAUUGGAUUAGCAUUGAACUGGCGCCGCACUAUAGUGCACAUACAUAUAUGUACUUGUACCAUGGCAAGGAAGCCAAACACAACGGGGAACCUCGAACAUAAGCACUGCUCUAAAGCGCUUCAAGUGGUUAAUAAUUCCACAGGGCACCUUUUAAAAUAGAACCUAAAAAUUCCCAGUUGAUGAAUUGUUAAGAGGUGUGUUUUUCUUCUGCUUCCAUCGUAUUUCAGUGUUUGUGUGAAAAACUUUCAUUUCAUAUAUAGUGCCAGUAUUAGUAUUUGUUACAUGGGAUUGCACUACCAUAUUACUUAUGUUGGAAAAGUAAGAAACAACAUGACAAAUUUUAUUUUCAAAUGAUUCAUCAUUAUAGUGUUACUGCUACUAUUGAAAUGAACUGAAAUGCCACAAAGGAGCCACUGUGUCUUACCAACACUUGUCUGUCAUGAAGCUGUUUUCUUACAACAACACGCCCUAUUUUUUCCCAUUCCUGAGGAUGCACACACAUAUGCAUUGUCUCAUGACUUGGUUUGUACAGCAGUAGAUGUGUAAUUUUGGUGUUGGAUAAAAGUUUUUAGCAGAGAUUAAACAUGGCAGAAAACCGA
Micropterus salmoides (largemouth bass) is the source of this 1971-nucleotide messenger RNA. RefSeq names its product GDP-fucose protein O-fucosyltransferase 2-like. Gene Ontology annotation, biological process: protein O-linked glycosylation via fucose. Gene Ontology annotation, molecular function: peptide-O-fucosyltransferase activity. NCBI's taxonomy places the organism in Eukaryota, Metazoa, Chordata, Actinopteri, Centrarchiformes, Centrarchidae. The record is from RefSeq and is a predicted model, not a curated record.